AUUGUAUGUAGAGGAACGUGUAGGUGGCUUUGUAUUUAAUGUUUCAUUAUAAUGUUUCUUUAUCAUUGUCGUGCACAAGGUGUGCAACAUAGACUUGGAGCUUUAGAAUGUUGUUUGAAUUUAUAUGGAUAAGUUGUACUGAAUCCAGGAAGAUGUAAUAGAAUACUAUUUCAAUUCUCCAGACUUAAUUAUUUUUGACAGCCUCUAUACCAAUCUGUUUGGGUCAAGUGACAGACAGAAUUUCAAUGGGAAUUCCACUUCCACACCCUCUGCAAAUGAAUCUCUGUAUCCCUCAUCACCAUACCAACAGCACCAGAUGCACUCCGCUGGUCUUGGUCAAACUCUAAAUGGACUGUCUUACCCAUCCCAUUCCACAGACAAAUGGAAUUCUUCAAGACCCUCGGCGAUGCCUCCUCAACACUCAAAGGAGCCGUACUCUAUAGGUCCAUUUAAUAGUAUCUGGUCAAUGAAGUCCAAUGAGAUGGCGGGUGCAGGUGAAGGAGGCCAGCGCCAGAAAAAAGCAAGUGACUGGUCUUCGGAGAACACUGCAGCUUCAGAAUACCACAAUACUCAAGCUCGGGUUCCAACAACGAAUGGGCUACCCUUUGGAGGAUAUGACCAGCAGGUGCAUGGAAAUGAUGAUGUUGGUUUCCAUGGUGAUGUUGGUGGAGUCAACAGACCUGGUUACCCCUGGUCACCUUGCGAUGGUGUAAACGAUGGCAACAACUCGGGAUUGCCAGACUGGCAUUGGAACCAGGGAAAGUACUGGCAACCUGGUGGACCAGAGAUGGUUGGGAACAUGAUGAAUCCUGCAGUCAAUGAAUGGGAGCUUCAGGAUGAUGAAUUGGCUAGGAAAAACCAAGAAGAGGACAUGAAAGGCAGGGAAGAGCGAAGGAAAUGGAAGAAGAAAGGGUUGAACUAUCACGAGUUUGUUCCAGGUAAAAGUGUUCAUAAACAGAGGACACAUUCCAAUGAUCAAACCAAAGCUUGUAAUGAGAAAGUAGUUGCGUCAUUCCUUGAGAAGUACCGUGACAAGGACCCUGAAUCUCUAACUUCACAAAGUAGCAUAGAUUCAAAUGAAUACAUCGAGGCCUGUACAGUGGAUGAGGUUAGAGACCCUUGCUAUGUAACACAGGUGGCUGAAGAAUUUGGUCCUGCAUGUGGGGACAGUCAACAAACACUGGUUGGUCAGCCUUCUGUGAGUGCUCAAGGAACCGGUGGAGAGAGCCAUACACCCACAGAUGUUCCCUUACCAGAUCCUGAAAGAUGUGAUCCCACAGGUGAUCAUCAAGAAACAACAUCUAACAUUGACUCAUCAGACUUGGUAGAUCAGAUUGGGGGUCGAGAAGUGAGGUCUCUCUCGGAUCCAGUCACUGUGCAGGAGGUGCAGCAGAGUAAUAGUGUUAAAAAUGGAUCAGGGUCAAGGAAGGCACUGAGUAAUGGCAAGAUCAGACCAGGGAAGCGGAAACCCAAGUUGCCUCGGGACAAACGGAGGAUCAUUGCUCAAGCUGAAAAAUCUGAAAGUGUAUCUUCCCCAAGACAGACAAUCCAGAAUAAAACUCAAGAACAGUCUGCUGGUAUACCUGUCGAUAAAAAGGCAGACUUGAUCACCAAAGUAGCAGGUUCACUCCCAAAACAGUCAUCUUCCAAAUCUCUCAAAAACAAGUCAUCUGAACAUAUUGUGCAAUCGUCCAAAUCUGCAGAGAAGAAAUCACCAAAAAGCAAAUGUAUACAAGACAGCACUGGAGAAAGUUCUCUUUCUGCAUCCAAAGCACACACAGUGAAAUCUUCAUCUCAACAAGUGCAAUCUGAGAAGUGUACUUUAGUCAGUCAGUCAUCUUGCCUCGAGUGCAGUAUACGUGACGAUUGUGAUAGGGCAACUAGUGACAAUAAAUCUGCUCCCUCUUCAAAAGUUUUCCAAUCUGCACAAGUCGAAGAAGACCUUGGAACAAAGGAUAGUACAUCAUGCGAUCUUUCGUGUGGUAAAACUAAGGCAAACAACACCUUGAAAAUAAACCAUAAGUCAUCAACGUCAUUGGCUAAGAACGUCUCAAGUGCUUGUGUGGAUGAUCCCUCUUCUGGUAAUAAGAAUGUGUCCAAUGGAAUUGGACAAGGAACUAUGUCUGCAGGAACUGAGAACAUCCAGGAACAGAUUACUCAACCACCUCUUCCCAAAGAAGUAAAGAACAACAGCUCAGACUGUACCAGGGAAGUGAAAGAUUCCGCUGUUGGUAAAUCCAAAAAUAUCAGGACAGAUGUUGGAGAUCUGGGAAUGGGCUCAACCCCAGUGCACAAUCAAAAACCAAGUUGUAAACCAGACAGGAAUGGCUCAUUGAAAAAUUUGAAACAAACUGAUGAAUUGAAAUCGGGCAAAAGUAGCAAAGUUCCAACAACAGACAACUCAUCUACAAGUAUAUCAAAUGCCUGUCCUUCACCAAGCUCAGGGAUACCAUGUGGACAAGAAAAAGCAAGUUCAAAAGAGAGCAAUCUAUUCUUUGACCCCAAAAGGAUAUUUAGAGGUCAAAAAUCUGUCAAAACAGAAACAAAGAAACAGGACAAGGAAGCAGAAAAGUCAACACUUCCAAUGUCGGCAUCGACAAUCCCUAAAAAUAGCCAUUCUAAUGACAGUUUGAAUUCCCAAUCUAAAAGAACUGAUCUUGCUCAUAGGGCAGAAUCAGAACAGUGUAGUAAGCUGCAUGUUUCUCCAACUGAAUCAGUCAAUCCGAAGGAAUCUGUGAGAAAUAAUACAAAUGAAGGAAUGGCAAAUGGAACGGUCCCAAGCAAAGAUCUACCUCCACCCCCUGUCCAAACAGUGCCUUCAUCCAGUGCAAAAGAUGCAUUAGCUAGCAAAGCCUCUGCCAUGAAGACAGAUUCUACAGCUUCCCAGCAUCUUGGAGAACCUCCCAAGCAGCCUACUUCACCAGCAGAUCCACGACCUUCCAGGAUGUACAGCUAUAAGAAGGAUGAUAAAACUGGCCUUUUGAGGAGGUCAUCAGAUCCAAAAGUGGAAGAAACAACAAAGAACCAAUCCCAGAGGAGGGAUUCUAGUGGAACUCAGAGUUCUUCAGAUGAAGGCAAAGGGGAGAGGAGAUGCAGUGGUGACUCUCACAUGGACGGUUUCCACCAUCCCUUUGGUUGUUCAGCACAAUGCUACAGUAGAAGAUCUUCAUCUCCAAGUAGUUCUCGAUCAAGCUCAAACAGCAGGUCAACUGCUUCUGGUGUCAACCAGAAUGCAGGAUCUGCAUCAGCAGAAAAGAAGUCAUUUCCUCAAAUGGAGCAACAAAAUGCUUCCCCCCAGAAUGGAAGAAGCACUUCAGAAAAAGUCUUUGAUGCUAGUGCCUUCGAAGAACUUAGAGAGGGUCUUAGGAACUCCUGGUUGUCAAAGGAGAAAGAAAAACAAAGGGAGGAUGAGAAGAAAAGGCAGGAGAAAGCCAAGAAAGAACACCUGGAGAAAGUUAAGCAGCAAGAAGCUCAUGAACAGAAAAGGCGUGAGGAGAUGCAGGAAAAAAGGAAGCAGCAGGAGAAACUGGAGCAGAUGAGACAGAAGGAGAAGCAGGAGCAGAAGAAAAGGCAGGAAGAAACACAAUCAAGUGCCUCACAUCCAAAGCGUCCUACCAGAGCAACCUACAGUACGCCAAAGUUUGCAGAGCAUGGGUCCAAGGACAAGAGAUCAGGAGCAGCAACAGACAGGGAAGGACCAGGAUCUAGUACUCAACAUCCAAGAAGACCUUGGCCUGGCCAAUCUGGUGAGAGACCAAGGACACCCUCCCAGGAGGGUAGAACCGAAGAUAGUGACCUAGAGGAAGACUUGGCAAGGGGAUUCACUGAUGAAUGGUGGUUUAUACUUGGCAAGAAACUUUGCAAUGGAGUUGCUUGGUUUGUUCUCUUUACUGUUCUCCUCUGCCUUGUCAUAUUAUCAUUCCUGUUAGCAUUCUUGAGAGACGCUUGCAAGUUUGCAUACCACCGGGGAUGGGACCUGUGGUAUUGGUACAGGGAGAGACCCUCUAAAGCUGAUGAUGAUUUCUUCAACUCUCAUCAGAGAGAAUCCAGCAACAAUGGGGGCUGGUUCUUUGGCUCCGGCCAGCAGAGAGAAACGGGAGCAGGUACAGGGAGCAGGAGCCAUACAGGAGGAGGUGCAGGGAGCUGGAGCCAUACAGGAGCAUCGUCGUCAUCGUCCUCCCAGGGGUUCUGGGGUAGUGGUCGACAGCAGGAGCAAGGAGCCAGAGCAAAGAAACCACGAAAGAAACUCACUCAGAAUGUAGACCUUCCCAUCACUGAGCAAGCAGCGAUUCGUCGUCUCCUUAGCUGUGAUCCUGGUAGUUAUUAUGAGGUAGUAGGAGUAGCGGAGGAUAGUUCAGAAGAAGAUAUCAAGAGAUUCUACCGCAAGCAGUGUAUGCUUGUUCAUCCUGAUAAAACUGAUCAGCCUCAAGCCAAUGAGGCCUUCCAGAUUUUACAAAAAGCCUAUGCAAUACUAAGUGAUGAGACUAAAAGAGGUGAAUAUGACAUGGAGCUUAAUUAUAAGGAGCAUUUUGAAGAUAAGGUCAACGAUUUAUUCAAGAAAAUGUCAGAGAUGCAGAAUAUAAUGCCAUGUGCCAUAUGUAAAGGAUCUCAUAAACGUUAUGAAACUGAUCUACCAAUCCAUGCAGCAAGAUACUGUGCUACUCAUAAUUCUAGACAUCCCGUCAAAGAUGGGGAUCUUUGGAAGGAAACAGCAAGCCUGGGAUUCAAGAUCUAUGUGUUUCUAUGUGAUGAUCAGACUGUAUACGAUGUGACAGAGUGGGCAGCAUGUCAGAAUCUUGAUUGGGUGGAGGCUAACUCAUGCCGUCUGCUAUGUAAAGUCAUGAGAGGCAGUCAAGGAAAUCGACAAAGACAACACCAGUCGGCGGGAUGCGAAGGUGUGUUUGAUGAUAUAUUUGGAUCCGGGGCUUUCCGUCAAUUCCAGAAUUCAGCCAAUCAACAAGGUCACCAUGGACACAGUCACCAUGGCAACGGGGGUGGAGGAGGAGGUGGUGGUGGUGGUCACAGCCAUGGGCAGCAAGGAGGAGGAGGCCGUAACAAGGGCAUGAAAAAGUCUCGCAAGAAGAAGAAGUAGAUUCAUUUAGUCUUUGCAUGUGUAUCGAGUUGGUCACUGUACAUGUGGUCACAGUGUAACCCAUUUAACAUUGGAGCUUUCGUGUACAUGUUGAGAUUUUUUAUGUGUCAUUAUGAGGUACACAAAUAGCAUCGUGGUUAUAUGCCUUAUAAUUGAAUAUAUACAUACCGCCUGAAUAGGCAUUGCAUUGACAUUCUGGCUACGCAGGGUUUACAGGUCUCUAUACUAAAUCUUGUAUAGACUAUGCUACCUUUUACUAGACUGAACAUAGUAUUUCAAGAUAUUUUCACAAAACAAAAAAAUAUUACGUACCUUCUUCAAACACAACUUGAGUUUUUCAGAAAACAAUAUACAUUUUCGAAGUGCAAUUUAGUAUACAUGUACCAUGUCAUGUUUUCUUAUUUUUCUUUUUUUUUUCAUAUUGUACUGUUGUACAUUACAGAGAUUAUUAAUGCAACUCACCUCUGGUAAAUCUUUUUUU
Molecule: messenger RNA, 5573 nt
Organism: Lytechinus pictus (painted urchin)
Lineage: Eukaryota; Metazoa; Echinodermata; Echinoidea; Temnopleuroida; Toxopneustidae
Product: titin homolog
Exons: 13
Coding region: 317-5092 (1591 amino acids)
Source: RefSeq, a predicted model, not a curated record